Mesorhabditis spiculigera is the source of this 243-nucleotide messenger RNA. NCBI's taxonomy places the organism in Eukaryota, Metazoa, Nematoda, Chromadorea, Rhabditida, Rhabditidae. The record is from the annotation of a GenBank genome assembly.
AUGCGUUUCUCACUACAAUCCCUGAUCUUCGCCUUGGUCGCCGUGCUUGCCUUGUUCUCCAGUGCAGCCAGUAGCCAGGAAUUCUCACCGAAAGAGCUGCAACUGCUGCAGAUUCUCAGCCGGAACCGGCGGCUGGCAUCGGAAGCAACCGAGGGGCGUUGGAAGCGCGGCGAUUUGGAACGUUUCCGCACGUCAAUGGAGAUCCUGAACCGGAACCGCUGCUUCUUUAACCCCAUCUCGUGC